Cokeromyces recurvatus is the source of this 2421-nucleotide messenger RNA. RefSeq lists its product as uncharacterized. The coding region runs from base 14 to 2050 and encodes 678 amino acids. The transcript is spliced from 2 exons. The record is from RefSeq and is a predicted model, not a curated record. Lineage: Eukaryota; Fungi; Mucoromycota; Mucoromycetes; Mucorales; Mucoraceae. Gene Ontology annotation, molecular function: protein binding.
AAAUUUAAACAGAAUGAAAAAAAAUACAUGUAUAAUACCUACAGAAUUAUUAAUGCAAAUAGUAACGUAUUUGGAACCAAAUGAUAAAAGAAUGGGUAUGCUAAUCUGUAAAGAGUGGUAUCAAGUAUUUCGAUAUAGCCUUUAUCAUACUAUUUUCGUAAAAAAUAAAAAGCAGCUUAUGUUGCUUUUAACCUCACUUACUUCACUUCAAAGAACAAAUGGCUAUUUCAUUAAGCAUAUUUACAUUCGAAAAAGAACAACACUGUUACUACCACAACAGAAACAACAAUCAGUUACACUUGUGCCACCUUUUCUAUUUGAACAACUUCCUAUCCUUUGUCCCAACUUGGAAACUUUAGAUUUUGAUUCUUCCUCCGAAUCAUGGAAGAGUAUUUACUUUCAUGAUAAUAUUUCAAAAUGGAUUUAUAUACGACAAUUACCCACCUUAACGAGUUUAAGCAUGGCUUAUCCCUUUUUACAUUUUAUUGGGGAAAGAUUAAGACACCUUUCGAUCAAAAGUGAUAUACUUGUUGAUCUAUCGACACAAGGACGCUUAGUGUCCAUUCUCACGCUUGUUCCAAAUAUCACGAGUCUAGAGAUUAAGGGAGAUGAGGGAAAUAGUCAAGUUACUCUUCAUCUGACAAUAGACGAUAUUGAAAUCAUACAUAAUAUCUUGCAACGUUUAAAGCGUCUCUAUAUCACUGGAGACCGCAUUCAACUGCAUAUCAAUCAAAGCCAUGAGAAACUCCCUCUUCAACAGCAGAUCAAGAACUUCCUCAUUGCACCAAAUCUUGAAUCAUUGUGUUUCAAUACACGCUUUACUUCUGCUAAAUGGCUUUUUUAUAUUGCUCAUAAAUACCCAAAUCUUCAUCAUUUAAUCAUAGAUGUGCAAUAUGAUGAUCAUGAUCAUGAUCAUGACAAUCAACAAGAGCUUAAUACUAUGGCUACAACUUCUUCUUUGACAGAAACUCUUUAUAUAGAAAAAAAGGCUUUAUUUUUAAAUUUAAUAAAGAGGUGCUGUCAUCUAGAAACCAUUUCAUUGUCUUGUCCCACACUCAGUCAUUGGUUUAAUUCGGAGUUCUUUGAAAUAUUAAAAGAGCGAGUAAAUUCUUCGUCACGCUGUAGUAGUAUUAAGAAAGUACAAGCUAAUGUUCACAGAAAUAAUCAGAUCAAAUUUGAUUCUGAAUUUAGACUUGCUUUGCAAUAUGGUAAAGAUUUAAUCACUUCCCUUGAAAUUGAUCAAUGGCGAUUAAAUGCGACCUUGUCAACUACUUUGAACUCUCUCAAGGGUUUUAGUCAACUCUCUUACUUGGAGAUGAAAUGUGAUUCUUAUCACGAUGAAUAUGAUAUGAAAGUGCUCCUGAAUAAUUGUCCUGUACUUGAAACACUUGUCAUCGAAUGGGGUACACUUUAUGUAUCUGAUUUGAAACCAAAAAAGACGACAAGAUAUCCUUUAAGAGCUUUGUAUAUUACCUUUGUGUCCUUUACACCACACGUCUUUCAUUAUUUAUCUAAAGUAUGCCCUUUAUUAAACACCUUAUACAUCACAAAAUGCAAGCAACUUUGUAACAUAAAUAAUACUUUAUAUCAAACUAUGAUUGAAAUUGAUAUGCCAUUGCAUGUCUUUGAUUGUAUUGCAAUUCAUGGUGUUCGAUUCGAAUACUCUAAUGCCUCUCUAUUUUACCAUAAAGUCUCUAGCUAUGUCCAAAUUGCAAAUAUAGAAAGAUGUAAAAAUGGAGGACUUGAAGAAGAAUGGUAUCAGUAUGUUGGUUAUAAAUCAACUCAUUCUGAGGAUUCUAUCAUUCAACAAUUAGGUCAAGCUGACUCAAGAAUUGCUGAGGAUUAUUUUGUAUUACGAGGGAAAGGUGUAAUAAAUACCAGCAGUAGCAAUAAUAGUAGUAGCGAUCAAUUUCUAAAAAUGCUAAGUGAACAAAAAUUAGAUGAUAAGUUGAAAAUGAAUUUGACGUUUGGAUAUAUUAAAAUAAGGUGCAAGGAGAUAGAAAACUUUAUAUUAAAUGAAAGUGCAAGUCAUUUUCCUUUGCAAUUGUAAUAAGAAGUUAUUAUUAUUAUUAUUGGUGGCUGUUAUCAUUCUUACACCAGUGCUUAGAUUUAACAAAUAUUUCAGUAAAUGAUCCUAUCCACACGUAUUAGAUUCUGUUUUUCUCCUUAUUCUUUUAUAAAAAUAACUUUAUAGUCAUCUUAAUUCAGAUAUAAUUUAUUGGGAUACAUGUACACACGAUUGGUUAAAUUUACUCAUUUUUGUUCCCGUUUUUCUGGGAGUCCAGGACAUCAUAUCCUUUUAUAUACAAAUAUAUACAUAUUUGAAAAUUUUGACCCCUUAUUUUUUUUUUCAAAGUAUGAUUUCCUGUUAUAAUAAUGUAUUUAGUUUAUUAAAAUAUAUUAAAAUAAAAUCAUUCUAAG